AUGAUUUCGUCUGGUCUUCCAGGUUAUAAUGGGGUUCCAGGAGCCAAAGGAGCCAGUGGAAGUGAUGGAAAGCCGGGAAAGAUAGGUCCGUCUGGGCCAAAAGGGGACAAAGGAAUCCAAGGUGGUAUGGGAAGGACUGGUGUUAAGGGUGAAAAGGGGGAAGCUGGUGUACAAGGCCCUGUAGGAGUUAAUAAUGAAUCCAACUGGAAGCAAUGCUCUUGGAAGAAGAGUGAUGAUCGAGAUAAUGGAAUUAUAAAGAUAUGCAGUUUUAAGAAAAAACGUGACAAUACUUAUCUUCGCGUGUUCUACGCCGGUAGCCUCCGUAUUUCCAACUGUGACACCUGUUGUAAGCGAUGGUAUUUUAAAUUCAAUGGAAAAGAAUGUAAUCCUACAAUUGAAGGAAUCCUCUACAUUAGGAAAGGCAGAGGAACACAUGAUAUUCAUCGUCAUCGUCAUAUCGAGGGAUAUUGUGGCAACAUCGAUAAGGGUACUGUUAAUGUUGGAUUCCAUGUCGGUAAUUGUCAAGGAUAUUCCAAUGCAGAUGCCUACAGUGGAUGGCAAACAGUCUCUCGAAUUGUGAUCCAAGAAGUUCUAGCACCUCAGGCUUAAUUCAAACCAAGCUGAAUCUGAAUUGUUGUUGAAUAUGCUAUACUUAUCAUAAUUGUUGCUAUGAUUUUUAUAAACAUACAGCUCUUUUCA
Messenger RNA from Xenia sp. Carnegie-2017, 699 nucleotides. Its product is annotated as collagen triple helix repeat-containing protein 1-like. The transcript has 3 exons. The record is from RefSeq and is a predicted model, not a curated record. The coding region runs from base 1 to 609 and encodes 202 amino acids. NCBI's taxonomy places the organism in Eukaryota, Metazoa, Cnidaria, Anthozoa, Malacalcyonacea, Xeniidae.